Molecule: messenger RNA, 7901 nt
Organism: Salarias fasciatus (jewelled blenny)
Lineage: Eukaryota; Metazoa; Chordata; Actinopteri; Blenniiformes; Blenniidae
Gene: akap13a
Product: A-kinase anchoring protein 13
Exons: 39
Coding region: 347-7579 (2410 amino acids)
Biological process (GO): regulation of Rho protein signal transduction
Cellular component (GO): plasma membrane
Molecular function (GO): guanyl-nucleotide exchange factor activity
Source: RefSeq, a predicted model, not a curated record
UGUAAAGGAGAGAACUUGUUGCGGAGUGUAAAAGUUUGGAGGUAGACUCGGACUUCGUCCCUCAUGCGAGCAGCGCCCGUCCCGGUGCAGACUCCUCCCUCCCUCCCAUUGAGUUGUCCGGGGAAACACUAACAACUGUAACUAAAGUCAGCCGUCCUGUUCGCGGACGGAAAGCUUGUGACCUCCGGCUCGCUGUUCCACUGUUACCCCGCGGAGCUGCUUCUUCUUCACCGGGACGCACCUUCCCGGCUCCCCGCUCCCCGGCGUCCCCCACACGGAGGAUUAUUAUGCGCUUUAACGCUGCGGCUUGUUCACGCUGAGCUUUCCUGCUGGAGUGUCCACGGACAUGAAACUCAAUCCACAGAAAGCUCCGUUGUAUGGUCAUUGUGUUAUCACAGUGCAGCUCACAGAUGAGGAGCUGUCUGCAGACUCGGAGGGCGUGGACUACUUCCUGCUGUUUGCUGGCAGCACGCAGAGGCACCUGACCAGCACCCUGAGGAGCAGUCAUGACACCUUGCAGGCGCUGUGUCCCGCUCACGACUGCUGCGAGGUGGUGUCGGUCACCUUGUGUUCAGUCACCCGAGGAAUCCCGGAGGGAGAGGAGUCCCCGCCGGGCCGCGUGGCUCCGCUGGCCGAGCAUCGAUUCAGCUUCGUGCAGGACCUGGCUUUUGACAUGGCUCAGUUCCUGGUGAGCACGGCGGGCCGGGCCGACGGCCUGGACGGCGCGCUCAUGCUGGACGAGUGUCAGAUUCCUCUGCAGGAGUGUGAGCGGCUGGACGAGAACCUGGCGCUGGCCCUGCAUCACCUGACGCUGCCGCCGGGAUGGAGCUUACUGGGAAACAAACGGACCAACAGCACCGACCCAAAUCCUCAGGAGACCCUGCUGCAUUUCUCGGCACGUCGAGGUCUCCUUCGGGUCACACGCUUCCUGCUGCGCCAGCCUGGAGCCAGGGAAGCCCUGCGAUUGGUCAACCGACAAGGCGACACCCCGUCGAGCAUCGCGGCGUCACGAGGAAACGAAGACCUUUGCAAAGUGCUCGCAAAGGCCGAGACCGACUCGGAGACGGAAAGGGAGAGCGUCCAGCUGGGCUCUGCAGAUGCUCGGGUGCGUUGCCACCUACCAGUGCUGAACACGCACACUCUGACCCUUAGCGUUCACCCCAGCCGCGACACGCCGACCCUCCAGGAGAGUGUGGAGCAGCUGCUGCACUUGAUAUGCCAUCUCCAUGCCAAGGGAGUUUCUGUCUUGGAGCUGCAGUUUGAUUCUCUGCACGCCGCUGCUGAAUGUUGUGAUGGUGUAGAGGAGAGGUUCACCUGUCUGGGGCCAUCCCAGCAGCCACAGUGCCUUGUUGCUGCAACUGAAGGGAGCGGGGUGGAAAACGUCCCACCGAGGAGCGACAGCACAGAAAGCUGUGGAGAUGGUGAGACCGGGGCUGCAGAGGAAGACUUGACUUCGCCUGAGAGCAUUUUCACAUCAGAAGUGACCCCCCAGGAGCAUGGCCUCGGCCCCCCAGAGGACUGGGUGUGUCUCAGUUCAAACGCCGGGGGAGAGCACUGCCAAACGGAGGAGGAGGAGGAGAAGGAGAAGGAGGAGGAGGGAAAGGAACAGCCUGUUGUUUCCACCCAGAGUUUGAGCCUGUGUGACAGGAGUGAGGCAGAGCAGAGUGAGGCUAAAGGGGAAAGCCUCACUGUGGGAAUCCUCCCACCAACAGACUGCGAUAAACAGGCAGAGGAAACUGAUAGAGGAGAGACUGUGAUCCGGGAAGAACAAGAGGCCGAGAAGGGAGAGGACCGAACUGAGAAGGAAACAGAAGACACCACGGCCGAGAGGAGGGAGGAGGAAGAGGAGAAGAAGGAGGAGGAGGAGGAGGAGGAGGUGGAGACCAACUCGGAAACAGCAGGACUAAUAACAACCAGUGGAGACACGAAAGCCCCAGUCAUGGGCCAGUCUUUGUCAUCGGAAUGCUCCGAGACUUCAGACGGCUCCGAUUCGGAUGUGAAUGCGGAAGGAGCAAGGAAGCGACAGAAAAGCAAAGAAGAUACAGAAAGUUUUAGCCAGGAAGCCUGUGAUGGACUCUCUGAAGAGAAAGAGGAAGCAGGAAGGGAAGAGUUAACAGAAUCUUCAUCCCACCCAGGAGACCUCCCCAACCCGGCGCUGAUAGACUCGGAUGAUGUAAUGAAGGAGACCGACUCUGCUGUCCCACCUCUCCUGAUAGAAGGCCUCCAUGAGGGGGAACCUCCACCAGACAUAAACAGCCCAGAACAAAACCAGGAAACAGCUGGUAGGGAUUACGCGGCAGAGCAGCAGAGGGGCUUGGCUCCACAAACUAGUUGUCAUUCUGGGAAUUGUUCCGAAGCAGCGAGUAGAGAAGCACGGGAUGGUGAAGACGCAGCCGAAACCUCUGGAUACACAAAUACAGAUUUGCCCGCGGAUGAAUCCAACAGUACAGCCGACUGCCGAACCUCUGGGGAUUUCUUACCGGAUACAGAGAGUGAGCGUUUAAACUGUGAAGAGAUGCUCAUGAAAGGAGGCGCAGAGCAGGAGUCUGGUGCGACCCACGGCACCUCCAGCGACGAAGAUGGCAGUUUUAGAUCCGUUGGAAGCUCCACAACAGAAAUAUACCACCCUACUCAGGAGGACGGCACAGUGGAGGGCAGUGACUGUCUUCAAGCAACCACGGUAGAAUCGUCCAACUCAAAACCCAAUGAAAGUGAUGACAAUUUUCUCAGUGUGGAUGGCGAGCUCCCCUUGGAGCCUGGCACCGUCAGUGCAGCGACUCAGUGCGACCAGGAUGGCACCGAGCCGGACUCCCUCCAGACAAUGGAGGCUUUGAGUACCGAGGGGAUGGAGGAGCUCACCCCCGAACCCUCUAAAGAGGAUGUCUCGUUAGAGCCGGCGGUGUCUGAGAGCGAGGACACUCACAUUAAUGAAAGUGAAGCCGGGGAGUCCAGCCACUCAGACCUCGGUGUAGCGAUUGAGCCUUCAGUGCCAGAGGAGAUCAAAGCCAUCGGUGUGGUGGAGGAAGACAUUCAGCUGAUAGAGCAGAGCGAUACAUCUGCGGUGGUGGCAGCAGAGGAGUCUGGGAAUGUGCAAUAUGUGCCACAGCAACCCAAACAGGACAGUUCAGAAAUGACACCAGAUGAGAAGCCAGUUUCAGAUGUGGAUCCAGCUUCCUCCAACACGGAAGCAUCCAGUGAACCUCUUGUUCAGGACCCGGUGGCUGAAAACCCAAAGACUUGUGACGUGGUGGACGGAGUGCCAGAGAGCUGCAGCAGCACGUUACAAGAGGUGGAUGUCAUCAUGAGCGAGGAAGCUGUGAGUGAUGAAGCGAAGAAGGAGGAAGAUGGCCCGGCGGAGGAAGCGCUCUUCUCCACGAUCCACCGAGACAGAGACUCGUCGUUCCAUCAGCCCUGCAACACUCAGCACUCAGGUUCCUCGCAGUCUUCCACACUUCCCAGUUUGUCCAGCAGAACGAGCAGCGCCACCAGCCGUCCCUCCUCCACUCACAGGGACUCCGGCAGCGACACGGAAAACUUCCUCAAUGUAGAGCCGACGUACGACAGCGUCUUCAGAAAGAAUGACGAGCCAGUGACGGGAGGAGACAGCACCAGCGAGGUCUCCGUCUCCAUCUCCUGCUCCUCCACCGACGACACCGCCAGCGUCGGGCCGCCCAGCUCCAGCCCCGAGGGCAGCCAGGGCCUGAGCUGCAGCUGGAGCCCCGAGGAGGGCAGCCAGACCCAGGGGCCGGUCACUGCCGGCCUGGACAGCAGUGGAGGAGGAGGAGGAGGAGGAGGAGCGGCGGGGGACGCUGAGGAAGAGGCCAAGGACAGGGUGACGGAGGUGCCGCGCCGUUCCUGCGUCCUCCGGAACAGCGUCCGCUCGGUGUCGCCGCUCCGCCGCCACAGCUGGGGCCCGGGGAAGAACCACGGAGGAGACGCAGAGAUGAACCAGAGGAGUUCCACUCGUAGCCCUGCUGAGAGGAAGCCGGCCUUUCACAGGAGAAGCUACAGCCUGGAGGGGCUCAGUGGGGGCCAAGAGGAGCUGAGGGGCCCCGCCACCCAGGGGCCCCGGAUCCUGGAGCCUUCCCGGAUGCCCCGGCAGGACAGCGACGACAGGGGCUCUCUGGUGUCCCUGACAGAGGAGCAGGAGGAUCACAGCGAGCACCACAGGCUGCACGACCUGCAGAAAUCUAGACGGUAUCGUCCGCUACGAAGCAACGGUUCCCCCAUGACCCUGCCCCUCACUAAGUCUGUCUCCAUGCUCGCAAUCAACCACAGAGACAUCGACGGUUCGAGGUUGUUUUCCACCACCUCUGGGCCGCUCGCUUACAGUAUAUCUGAGGAGGAACCAGGGCCUCUGCGGAGCGACACUGAGGGAAAGGGCGUGACCAAAGUCAGCCGGACCUUCAGCUACCUCAAGAACAAGAUGUACAAAAAGACCAGGGAGAAGGAGCGAGAGAAAAGGGAGAAAGACAAAGAGGGCAAGGAGAAGGACAAGAAGAGCGUGAACGGCCACGUCUUCACGCCGCUCUGCUCCAACCAGGCGGCCCAGUGCUCCCAGUGCAAUAAGGCUUUCAACAACAAGGAGGCUUUCUACUGCUCGUACUGCUAUGCUUCCGUCCACAAGGGCUGCAGGGACGCUCUGCCUGUUUGUGCCAAGGUGAAGAUGAAGAUUCCCAAGCAGCAGUUUGCAGUACCAGAUUCGAGCUCCGUUUCCACCGUCACCAUGAGGAACAAAUCCGGGGGGACGAGGGAGCGGCCCUGGUCAGCCAUCCUCACCCCUGAAGACCAUUCCUCCCUGACGAUGCCGGCGCCACGAAGACCCACCAGCAUCAUGGCGUUCCACGGGAACAACCUCUCCAAGAGUCUGUCAAUAAGCAACAUUGCCGGUCCGGUGUUUGACGAGAUGCCCAUUAAAGGCCUGCGGUAUCUCUCACAGUCGACCGACUCCCUCAACAGAACCAACCAGGUGACAGAGUCCAUGGAAUCCCUGACUGAUGAAGGGACAGAGAUGAUGGACGGGCAGCUGAUGGGGGAGUUCGAGGCGGACUCCAAAGAGAUGGAGGCGGACUCGUGGAGUUUAGGCGUGGAGCAGCAGUAUCUGCAGCAGCUGGACAGAGAGCUGGUCAAGAGACAAGACGUCAUCUACGAGCUGAUGCAGACGGAGAUGCACCACAUUCGGACGCUGCGCAUCAUGUCGGAGGUGUACAGCAAGGGCCUGCAGAAGGAGGUGCAGCUGGAGCAGCAGACGGUGGAGAGGCUGUUUCCCGCCCUGGACGAGCUCCUGGAGCUCCACACGCAGCACCUCCUGCGCCUCCUGGAGAGGAAGAAGGAGAGCCAGCUGGAGGCGGGCGGCGUGGAGGGAGGCUUCAUCAUCAGCAGGAUAGGAGACAUCUUGGUCAGCCAGUUCUCAGGAUCAAACGGUGAAACCAUGAAGAAGGUCUACGGGAGAUUCUGCAGCCGCCACAACGAAGCUGUCAACUUCUACAAGGACCUCCUGACCAAAGACAAACGCUUCAAAGCCUUCAUCAAAAAAAAGAUGAGUAGCAGCAUUGUGCGGAGACUCGGCAUCCCAGAAUGCAUCCUGCUCGUGACCCAGAGGAUAACGAAGUACCCGGUGCUGAUCCAGAGAAUGCUGCAGCACACAAAAGAGAGCGAGGAAGACUACGACGACCUGACGGAGGCCGUGCGGCUCGUGAAGGAGGUGAUCGCGUCGGUCGACAGCAAGGUGAACGAGCACGAUAAGAGGCGGCGUCUGAGGGAGUUCCACAGCCGCAUGGACAGCAAGUCCAUCAUGAUGAUGAAGAGCGGCCAGAUAUUCGCCAGGGAGGACCUGCUGAGGAGGCGGCUGAUACACGACGGCGCGCUGCAGCUCAAGAACGUCCAGGGGAGGCUGAAGGACGUCCACGCUCUGCUCCUCUCCGACGUCUUCGUCUUCCUGCAGGAGAAAGACCAGAAAUACGUGUUUGCCAUGCUGGACCAGCGCUCCACGGUCAUCUCCCUCCAGAAGCUGAUCGUCCGGGAGGUCGCUAACGAGGAGCGCGGCCUCUUCCUCAUCACGGCCGGGAUCGAGAAGCCGGAGAUGGUGGAGGUCCUGGCCAGCUCCAAGGACGAGCGCAACACCUGGAUGCAGCUCAUCCAGGAGGCCAUGCAGUCCAUGGAGAAGGACGAGGACGAAGGGAUUCCCAGUGAGACUGAAGAUGACAAGAGACAGCUAGAAACCAAAGCCAAAGAGAUGAGAGAUAUGUUGAGGCAGAAGGACACAGAGAUCAUGUCCCUGCUGGAGGAGAAGGUGCGGCUCUUCCGAGGCAUGUGGGAGGGCCUGAACCCCGGCGAGGAGGCCUGCCGCCAGCUGGAGCCCUUCUUCAGGUCGGCCAGCGGCCCCGAGCCACCCAGAGGGGCGGCCAUCAUGAAGGAUGCCCUGCAGGAAGUGGAGACGUUACAGGCGCUGGUGAACGGCAGCCUGGGGGGAGCGAUGGCCAGCGUUCAGGAGACUGCAGCGGGAGGCGGCGGUGGCGGCGGAGGCUGUGCUGGACCGGUGUGUCUGCCCCGCCGGGCCGAGACCUUCGGAGGCUUCGACAGCCACCAGAUGCACAGCAGCAAGAGCGGAGACCGAGAUGAGAGCGAGGAGAUGGCGGGGGAUCUGCGCAGGACGGAGUCCGACAGCGUCUUGAAGAAGGGAGGAAACGCCAACCUGCUGCUGCUGCUGAAGAGGAACAGCGAGCAGGUCCUGCACAGCGUCUCAAACCUGCACCUCCUGCUCAGCACUCUGCAGGCGGUGGUGGUGCAGCAGGACAGCUUCAUCGAGGACCAGCGGCAGGCCCUGAGCGAGCGCUCGUCCUCCUGCUCGUCCCUGUCGCGGGCCUCGUCGCGGCCCAGCUCGCUGAUCGAGCAGGAGAAGCAGCGCAGCCUGGAGAAGCAGCGGCAGGAGCUGGCGUCGCUGCAGAGGCAGCAGGCGGCCCACGCCGAGGAGAAGAGGAGGCGCGAGAGGGAGUGGGAGCUGAGGGAGCAGCGGCUCAGCGAGAGGGAGGGCCUGCUGCACCGACAGGAGGAGGACGUCCGGAAGCAGCACCGGGACCUGGAAGAGGAGAAGCAGGAGCUGCAGAGCAGGAAGGAGGAGUACCAGAAAGAUCUGGAGCGGCUGAGAGACGCCCAGAGGAAGCUGGAGAGGGACCGCGAGGCCGUGCAGCGGCAGCUGGACAGGAUGGAGGAGCUCCGCGUGUCCGAGAGGACUUCCUCCACCACGUCCGAUGAGUCGCACUUCCCCGGCAGCUCCCACUCCCUGGAGCUGGACCCGCUGGAGCUCUGCCCCUCCUCCUCGUCCUCGCUGCCGAGGCUGCAGCCCCAGCGGUCCAAGACCAAAGGGAAGGGCCUCAACCCCUUUACCUCGUCCUCCGGCAGCCUCAAGGGCGGCGAGGCCAACAACCAGCUGUCCAAGGGCCUCCUGCAGCUGGCCAAGAACAAGAGCAAGGAGGGGAAGGAGAAGAAGAAGAAGAAGAGCAAAGGAGGCAACGCACAGACAGCAGACUCCCAGCACCUCCCGGAGCCUCCUCUGGAUGGAGAGAUCUUCUUCUGCUGAGGGAGGCGGCUCUCCUCCUCCUCCUCCUCCUCCUCCUCCUCCUCCUCCUCCUCCUCCUCAUGGACCCAUCAUGUCGUGGUGACACCCAGAGGAAUAUGCUAACACGUUCCUGCACUGUGAAAAAGGCUUUCAGUUCGUUUUCCAUUUCACAACGUGCAUGCAAGAAGAAACUGAAAACUGUAUUUUCUUGUUUUCGAGUCGAAAAGCACUGCUUUUAGUUUGUGGGAAGCCGUUCGGGGGGGUGGCAUCCAUCCGUACACGUGUAGCCGUGGAUUAGCUCUGCACUUUGGGAUGUUCUCAGUCCAAAAAAAAAAAAAAAAAA